Molecule: messenger RNA, 705 nt
Organism: Phyllotreta striolata
Lineage: Eukaryota; Metazoa; Arthropoda; Insecta; Coleoptera; Chrysomelidae
Source: the annotation of a GenBank genome assembly
AUGAAGACAGCAUUCUUUCUCUGUCCGAUCGAAAAACUUUUCAUCUUACCCUCGAUAUUCGGCGUGAAAUGCUCCCGAUGCGGGGACAGGCUCCUGCCCCACGAGAUGGUGAUGAGGGCCCAGCAGCACGUCUUCCAUUUGCAGUGCUUCGCCUGCAUCGCCUGCGGGCAGCCGUUGCAGAAAGGCGAGCAAUUCGUGCUCAGGGCGGGCCAAUUAUUCUGCCGCGGGGACUUCGAGAAGGAACUGCCCCGCACCAUCCUCACAUCGGCCCAACGCCGACAAUUCAAAGCCUCCUUCGAGGUGUCCCCGAAGCCCUGCAGGAAAGUCCGCGAGGCGCUCGCCAAGGAAACGGGCCUCAGCGUUCGCGUCGUCCAAGUCUGGUUCCAAAACCAGCGGGCCAAAAUGAAGAAAAUCCAACGAAAAGCGAAACAGGACGACGGGAAAUCCUCGAGCGACAAGGAAAAAGACAAUUACCCGGCGCAUUCUGGCGACAGUUUCUGCAGUUCGGACAUUUCCCUGGAUGAUAGUACGAAUUUCGAUCAACUAGACGAGGCUACUUCUGAUACUAUUUCGUUGCAAAAUUUGGAAUUGCAAUCGCAUUCUCAUCACGGCGAUGGAGUUUCUGCGGCUACUUCUACAUCGAUCACGAAUCCCAUUGAUAAGCUUUAUCUGAUGCAGAAUUCUUACUUCAGCACGGAGCAAUAA